AUGGCCUUCGCUAUGCAGUGCGACUCAGAUAACGCCUUCUUCGUCGAGCACGAGGAGCCCACACGGCCCCGCAUGCACUCGAGGGAAAACGCCAGGCUCCUGGCCCGCCAGAGGCAAGAGAUGAUUGCCAACGAGCUCUCGCGGUUAGCCAGUGACGAGUACAUGGAGGACAUCAUGCAGCACGUGAGGCACAUGGAGGACGAGACGCUUCCUGACGUCAACCUCAUUGACAUGCAGCGCGAGAUCCAAUGGUUUAUGCGGCCUUACCUGAUUGACUUUAUCAUUGAGGCUCACGCCGCUUUCGCCCUUCUUCCCGAGACCCUUUUCCUCACAGUGAACCUGCUUGACAGGUACUGCUCUAAGCGGGUUGUCUACAAGCAGCACUACCAACUCGUCGGUUGCGCGGCUCUGCUCAUCGCGGCCAAGUACGGUGACAAGAAGGACCGGGUGCCCCAGAUCAACGAGCUCAACAACAUGUGCUGCGGCCUGUACGAUGCCGGCAUGUUCACUCAGAUGGAGAUGCAUGUCCUCAACACUCUGGAGUGGAACAUUGGCCACCCCACUGUUGACUUCUUUGCCCAGCUCAUCGUCGCGGAGGAGCGAGACAGCAUGGAGGUCGAGCACAUGGCUGCCUACAUCAGCGAGAUCGCCCUCUACCACCGAGACUUUGUGUCGACCAAGCCCUCCACCAUGGCCAGGUCGUCGCUGGCCCUCGCCCGUGCCAUCUGCGGCAAGCCCGAGAACAACGACGGCGAGUGGGACCACAGCGACAACGUCACCCUGCUGUCCCUCUCGCAGAACCUGCACCACCCUUCCGUCACCCUGUCCCGCAAGUACUCGUCGGCGCACCUGUCUCGUGUUGCCGCCAAGCUCACCGACUUCCUGGCCCAGCAUGCUGCCAUCAACCGCCGUGCCAACCCGCCCACGCCCCCGACCGAGGCCACUCUGGCUCCACACCACGCCAACAUCUACAGCACGCCCCAGAAGGGCAUGGGUGCUGUUCCCGGUGUCGCCGACGGCUACAUGACGCCUCCCAUCACACCCGACGGAGGCUGCUUCGGUCCCAACCCUGCUGGCAAGGACGCUUACCAGAUGCCGCCUCGUUGCCCUGUGACGCCCACGCCGCAACCUGGUCAUCCCUCAAGCUACCAAGUUCAACAACAACAACAACAACAGGUCCCCCAGUACGCAGCGUACUUUGCGGCGUGA
Thyridium curvatum is the source of this 1209-nucleotide messenger RNA. RefSeq lists its product as uncharacterized. The record is from RefSeq and is a predicted model, not a curated record. Gene Ontology annotation, biological process: regulation of cyclin-dependent protein serine/threonine kinase activity; mitotic cell cycle phase transition. Lineage: Eukaryota; Fungi; Ascomycota; Sordariomycetes; Thyridiales; Thyridiaceae. Bases 1 to 1209 code for a protein of 402 amino acids. The transcript is spliced from 2 exons. Gene Ontology annotation, molecular function: cyclin-dependent protein serine/threonine kinase regulator activity. Gene Ontology annotation, cellular component: centrosome; nucleus; cyclin-dependent protein kinase holoenzyme complex.